CUAAAGUCAAAAGCACAAAAUCGAAAGGCAAAACGUCAAAUUUACUUGAUUAUACUAAAAAUUAGAAACAUUAAGUGUUCUAAGAAUUAAAAAACCACUUAAAAUCCAGUGUUUUAGAAUAAUUCUUUCACUUAAACUUAUAGUAACGUAAGACAAGCGUAGUGAUUACCAGUAAACGUGUAAUGGAGUAGAGUGAAGUUCGUGUGAUCACCGCGUACGUGUAUUAUGGCUCAAAGAUUCCCUCCCGGUGGCCCUCCUGUCGGUCCGAGCGGGCCCGGCGGGCCGGGGCCGGGUCCGGGGCCGGGCCCAGGCGGGCCGGCGGGCGCGGCGCUGCCGCCGCAGCCGCGGUACGCAGGGGCUGCGCCGCCGCCUAACGCCAUGCCGCCGCGACCCUAUCCUGGACCCAAUUUUCCGCAACGCAGCGGCUUCACCCCGCCGCCUGUGUCAGCGGGCGGCGCGCCGCGGCCCGCGCCGUACGGCGGGGCGCCGCACGCGCCGCCGCCGCCGCGCGCCGCGCCCGGCCCGGCGCCGCCCGGCGGCAAGCGCCCGCCGGACAACAGGAGCCCGCUGCCGCCGCAACAUAAACCGCCUAAUAUGUACAAUAACGAGUACGCAGCGGGCGGUGGCAAACGCAAGAAGCGUCUAGCAGACAAGAUCCUUCCCCAGAAGGUCCGAGACCUGGUCCCCGAGUCGCAAGCCUACAUGGACUUGCUGGCCUUUGAGAGGAAACUGGAUGCCACCAUAUUGAGAAAGAGGCUGGACAUUCAGGAGGCGCUGAAGCGGCCUAUGAAGCAGAAACGAAAGCUGAGGAUCUUUAUAUCCAAUACUUUCUACCCAGGUCAGGGUGACAAUGCGGUGGCAUCAUGGGAGCUCCGUGUAGAGGGGCGCCUGUUGGACGACGCUAAAGGAGACCCUGGCAAGGUGCCGCAGGUUAAACGCAAAUUCUCGUCAUUCUUCAAGUCAUUGGUGAUCGAACUGGAUAAGGAGCUGUACGGCCCCGAUAACCACUUGGUGGAGUGGCACCGCACUCUCACCACGCAGGAAACUGAUGGGUUCCAGGUGAAACGCCCUGGCUACAAGAACGUGCGAUGCACGAUCUUACUGCUACUGGACUAUCAGCCGCUGCAGUUCAAGUUGGACGGACGCUUGGCCCGUCUGCUCGGCGUACACACACAGACUAGACCUGUCAUUGUGAAUGCACUCUGGCAGUAUGUCAAGACACAUCGUUUGCAGGAUCCCCAUGAGCGCGAAUGGGUCGUCUGCGACAAGUACCUGGAGCAGAUCUUCGGCUGUGCGCGUAUGAAGCUUGCCGAGGUCCCGGGCCGCUUGGCCGCCUUAUUGCACGCUCCGGACCCGAUCGUCAUUAACCACGUGAUCGGCGUCGAAGCACCGCAUGACGCUAAACAGACUGCUUGCUACGAUAUUGACGUAGAAGUGGACGACACUUUGAAGUCCCAGAUGAAUAGUUUCCUGCUGAGCACGGCCAACCAGCAGGAGAUCCAGGGACUCGACUCCAAAAUACACGAGACGGUGGACACUAUCAACCAGUUGAAGACGCACCGCGAGUUCUUCCUAUCAUUCAGCAAGGACCCGCAACAGUUCGUGCAUAAGUGGCUCGUGUCGCAGUCGCGUGAUCUUAAGACGAUGAACGGCGGCGGUGGCAACCCUGAAGAGGAGCGUCGUUCAGAAUUCUACGCGCAGCCGUGGUCGGGCGAGGCCGUCGCCCGCUACCUCUCCGCCAGGCUCACACAACGACGCCAGCAACUGGACGCGGCCCUUACUCCACAUCUCACUAGACUUUAAGUUCUGUAGCUUUUUAGUCUAUAUCAUAGAGAAAAAAAUACAUAGAUUGCUCACUCCAUGACAUGAGUUUUGGUAU
Molecule: messenger RNA, 1879 nt
Organism: Cydia splendana
Lineage: Eukaryota; Metazoa; Arthropoda; Insecta; Lepidoptera; Tortricidae
Gene: Bap60
Product: brahma-associated protein of 60 kDa
Exons: 11
Coding region: 226-1803 (525 amino acids)
Biological process (GO): regulation of transcription by RNA polymerase II
Cellular component (GO): SWI/SNF complex; nucleus
Molecular function (GO): transcription coregulator activity
Source: RefSeq, a predicted model, not a curated record